This is a messenger RNA of Mytilus californianus (California mussel), 1411 nucleotides long. Its product is annotated as transmembrane channel-like protein 3. Bases 125 to 1075 code for a protein of 316 amino acids. Gene Ontology annotation, cellular component: plasma membrane. Gene Ontology annotation, molecular function: mechanosensitive monoatomic ion channel activity. Lineage: Eukaryota; Metazoa; Mollusca; Bivalvia; Mytilida; Mytilidae. The transcript has 10 exons. The record is from RefSeq and is a predicted model, not a curated record.
AUUGAAUCUUUUGAACCUGUAUACAUUAUUUAUUGCACUAUUUUGGAAGCAAGAAGACUUGAAAAGGGAAUUACAUACCAUACUAUUGGAGGAUCCGUGCAACACAACAACAUCGUCAAUAACGAUGCCUUCUGUGGAUUCUAUGAACUGUAGCAUUCAGCCAGAAACACUAGAUUCUAGUUUAUGUUGGGAAACUAUGAUAGGUCAAGAAGUAUUUAAGCUAACAGUAAUGGACCUUGUAUUUGUUAUUGGUACCAUUGUAAUACAAGAAUUUCUAAGAGGACUUUUUGUCAGAUACUUUAAUCCAGUUUGUUGCUGGGACAUGGAACAAUCAUUUCCGGAGUAUGCUGAUUUUCAUACUGCAGAAAACAUACUACACUUGAUAAGUAACCAGGGUGUUAUAUGGCUAGGGACAUUUUUCGCGCCAGGUCUGCCAUUACUGAACCUGGCAAAAUUAUUUAUCUUGUUUUAUUUACGUUCCUGGGCUGUAAUGGUAUGUAAUGUUCCACAGGAGGGCAUAUUUAAGGCAUCACGAUCAAACAACUUUUAUUACGCAUUAUUACUAGUCAUGUUGUUCUUGUCGAUGUUGCCACCAUUGUUUGCCAUUGUGGCUAUAGAACCAUCACCACACUGUGGACCAUUCAGUGGACAAAAGAAAAUGUUUGAAGUGAUAAGCAAUGCCAUUGAUGAUGAAUUGCCAUCUAGCAUGACAGCUGGUAUAAACUAUGCAGCGUCUCCUGGUGUGAUCAUUCCAUUACUGAUGCUGUUGGGAAUGGCGAUUUACUACCUAGUAAGCGUAAAUAAAGGUCUUAAAGAGUCAAACAAGGGACUUAGGAAAGAAUUACAAUAUGAAAGGACAGAAGGAAAGCAGAAAAUAUAUGCAAUGGCGAAUGUGAAAAGAGACUUAGAAUCUGGACAACUUAAAGGGUGUGAAAAUCGAGAAAAGAAAGAUACGAAGAUGCCUAGUACAGCAUAUUCAGUAAUUGCAGCGAAGAGAAUAGCAAAACUUCUCAAUGCUAACAAAGAUGCAGCGAGGACGAAAUUGAAACCGCACCAGCCUAGUCAUGUUGUUUAAAUAAUAAAUCAUGGUAUUCAUUCCGCAAACAGAUGUUAAAUAAGAGUAUUUGAUUAUUAAAUAAAAAGACUCAUUGGAUGGACAAUUCAUGAAAAACUACAACUGUUUAACAAGGAAAAAAACAUUUUUGUCUAUGUCUUAACAGGUAUGACAUAUCAAUAUUUGGUUUUGGUUUUAGAAAACUAGCAAUAGGUAGUGUAAGAUUAAAGUAAGCAAAAACAGAAUCUUCACUGAAUUUUAAUGAUAAACUGAAUAAAUGUCAAAAUCCAAUGUAUGUAAUCAUGGUAUCAUACAUUUUCGUCAACUGUCUCACUGAUUAUAUUGCGGUUUUUUCCU